AUGUCAUCUACAGGUCAUUUUCCGGGUGCCCCUCAUAAUACGGAACCCGUCACGACAAUGGCGACUUCGUCAUCUCAACCGAUGGUAUCACCAAGUAGCGCCUCCUACACAGUUCCCCAACAACCGCCUGGGAGUCAGAGUCAGCAAGGCGAACCAUCAUCCGUGUCAAGUCAACCCGCCCCAUCGUCAGUCAAUCCAAGAUCUGCGCCGACGGAUGAACCUCGAGCAGCAUCGUCGGCAUCAAAUGUUCCUCCUGCAGGCGACGCCCCGGCCGCGGAUCCCGGUGCUGAACCUGGUGCAAAUCCAGCGGCUGAUCCAGGUGCCAAUCCAACUGCCGGCCAGGCCGGAGAUCCAGGAACGACUUCAACCGAUACUACAAGUACAACGACUACUGACACGACGGCAACUACGACAACUGGUACGGCAACUACGGGCACUGCUACAACUACUACAACGACGUCUACUGGUACCACAGCUACCGCAGCCAUAACCGGGAGAAUAACACCGCCGGUUUCCAUGGAAACCAUUUUUCAGGAAGUUAUCAAAAGAUGCAAUAAUUGUCUCUUCUUGGUCCGGAAGCUGCGCAUAAAACAGGAUCAUAUCACAGAUUUAUAUCUGGGCAAUGAAGAUACCCACGAAUUCAAACAUGCUGCUCAACUCUACAAAGAUUUCGGAGUCAUGAUGCAAGAAGUGAUGUUACUCUAUGAUAAACUCGAUCACAUUGCUCGCCGACUUCCGCAAGUCCUUCCACCAACUGAUAAUCUCAACGUGAUGCGCCUUUUGUACACUCAAGAGCAUACAAUGUAUCACACUGACAUUUUUGGUCUGAUUGAGAAGAUGAUUGACUCGGGGAACUGGAAUGAAGGAAAUUAUCAAAUCUUCUUUUUCUUAUCGGAACUGCUUCGCGUUCCUGGUGGUCGUAAGGACAACCGGUAUCCGGAUCUCUUCCCUCUUCCAGAGCCACGUUUCCAUUUUCAUGCCGUAAACGGUCACAUGGCUUUCGAGACUGCCUAUAACAACAUGAAAAAGGAGAUUGUGAUCAAGUCACUUGGAAUUUAUCCGAAAACUCUGUUCCGCACUUCAUCGAGUCUUAUUAUUGAGUUCCUCUUCGGUUGUGGCGGUGGAAAAGUGAUCACCGACAGCGAUGUUGUAAUCACAAUCAAGUUCCUAGUGAUUGAGCGUUAUGGCAUUGUUGAAUACAUCAACAUGGUUGCACCCAAUGAGGGCUGGGACUGGGUUAACAACUAUGGAGUUCCAAUGCUCAAUCCAUUCACACCAUCUUGCUACGAAGUCUAUCGUCGUCUCACCCGACAAGCGAACAUCCAUCUUUUGAACUGUUUUGGACAACACGCAAGUCGCUGGACAUCUACCUCACUUCUGCAAUUUGUUUCCUUGUUUGGAAAGUUCCGAGAUGUGUUCACAGCGAGAUGCCGUGUGUGCAAAAAAUUCCUCAAGAACUAUCUUCCGCCACUCAUUUUCGACAUUCGUACGCCCAACAACGCCGCCCAUGAAGCUUGCCGUUAA
Molecule: messenger RNA, 1524 nt
Organism: Caenorhabditis remanei
Lineage: Eukaryota; Metazoa; Nematoda; Chromadorea; Rhabditida; Rhabditidae
Exons: 7
Coding region: 1-1524 (507 amino acids)
Cellular component (GO): mediator complex
Source: RefSeq, a predicted model, not a curated record